AUCAUUAACGUCCUCGUCUCCUCCACCAUUUUUGUGAUUUUCGAAGUAAUUUUUUGAAGAAACUGUAAAUAUUGUGAAGGAAAAAAAUCGUUCGAGCUAGACGAAGAAGACGAAGAUCAAAAGAUGUCUACGGAAAUACAUUCUUCUUCAAUUUCAGAAUCACCAGAUGGAAACAGUCUGUUUGUGGACGUACUGCAUGAAGCACCUCUAUCCGGUCAUAGGAAGCCUACGAGCCUUAUUGGGAGUAUUUUCUACUGUUUCUUAUUGGCAGGCUUUGCUGUUUUGGCGGUGGGAGCUACAUGGAUAUUUCACCCCAUAGAAAGAUUAGUGUUCCCACUUCUUUGCAGUUGUAAUGCUGCCCUCCUUCUUGUCACAGGCAUUUUUCAGCAAUAUUUGGUCUAUCAAGUCAAGAAAAUACGGUUACAGGGGUACUAUAUUUUCAGCCAGAAACUGAAGCACAUUAUUCGCCUACCAUUUGCUACAAUCGCAUAUGGAACUGCUGCGAUGCUGCUUGUCAUGGUUUGGGACCCACAUAUUGGCAUCCUCUCUAUGUUGACACUAUUCAGGAUUGUCAUGCUGACGGAAGUAGUAUGUGUUAGUUCUUUCAUGACAGUCUAUAUUGGUUGCGUUCACCAGUACAAUUCAUUGGAUUCCCAGCCUGAUGUUUUAAAAUCACUUUAUUCUCCACUUCAACCAUCAAGUUCUCUGGAAGGUUUGAGGUACCAGGAUGGUGGUCGACUAUCAGAUCAGCAGAUGGCGUUGUUGCAAUAUCAGCAAGAAAAUAUACACUUUUUGGGUGAGGAGAUUCUUAGACUGCAAGAAACCUUGAGCAAAUACGAAAGAUGUAAUGAUGGGAGUGCACCUCAGGUAGAUCUUGCUCACCUGUUGGCAACUCGAGAUCAAGAGUUACGUACUCUCAAAGCUGAGAUGAAUCAAUUACAAUCUGAGCUUAGGCUUGCUCGAUCUAUUGUAGAGGAGAAGGAUGCUGAGAUUCAGCGUAUUCGCAAUGCAAACAAUCAGUAUGUAGAAGAAAACGAGAGGCUCAGAGCUAUUUUGGGAGAAUGGAGCAGCCGAGCAGCUAAGCUCGAACGUGCUUUGGAGCUGGAAAGGAUGUCAAACUUGGAACUGCAGAAAAAUAUAACCACACUGAAGAUUCAAAUGUGUGAAUAGUUCAGCCUGACUAACUGCUAGAUCUUCUUUUGCUGUGUACAAUAGAUCCUUGUGGUUCGGCUCUUCCUCGGACCCUGUGCAUAGCAGGAGCUUUCGUGCACUAGGCUGCCCGUUUUUAGAUCUUUUGCAAUACCAUUGUUGGAAAACCUAAUGGUUCCAUCUGCACAUGUACAGAUUAAGCUCAAACAAUUGUUUGCUCAUCUUUCAGAUUGUAAGCUUUGUAUAGUCUUCUCCACUACUAUUUAUCUCACAUAUUUUCUUCCUAUAAUAGGUUUCUUUUGGAUGAA
Molecule: messenger RNA, 1457 nt
Organism: Solanum pennellii
Lineage: Eukaryota; Viridiplantae; Streptophyta; Magnoliopsida; Solanales; Solanaceae
Product: protein FIP1-like
Exons: 14
Coding region: 124-1170 (348 amino acids)
Cellular component (GO): lysosomal membrane; late endosome
Source: RefSeq, a predicted model, not a curated record